UCGGUCACUAAUCGAUUUUUUCUCAGACAUGUGACCGAAUUAGCCGCUCACAUGGGCUUUGUAUGAUCCGCUCUUGCUUUUUAAAGUCCGCCGAUCAAGCGCGCUGUGUGACAAACAGCCGAGGCGGAGAGCCGUGAGCACACACACACACACACACACACACACACACACACACACAUAUACACACAGAGACAUACACACUCUCACACACAUGGCGAGCGGAGGGCAGAAAGUGGUGCUGAUCACCGGCUGUUCCUCAGGCAUUGGGCUGCGAAUAGCCGUCCUACUGGCCAAAGACGAGAAGAGGCGUUACCAUGUCAUAGCCACCAUGCGGGACCUGAAGAAGAAGGAUAAGCUGGUUGAAGCAGCGGGAGAUGCCUUUGGGAAAACCCUUACGCUGGAAGCUCUGGAUGUUUGCAGCGAUGACUCAGUUAGGCAGUGUAUCAACAGUGUCAAAGACCGCCACAUUGACAUCCUCAUAAACAACGCUGGAGUGGGUCUGCUGGGACCACUGGAGAGCAUCAGCAUGGAGCAGAUGAAGAGGGUGUUUGAGACCAACUUUUUUGGCACCGUCCGCAUGAUCAAAGAGGUCAUGCCCGACAUGAAGAAACGCAGGGCGGGCCACAUCAUUGUCAUGAGCAGCGUCAUGGGCAUGCAGGGAGUGGUGUUUAAUGACGUCUACACAGCCUCCAAGUUUGCCAUCGAGGGCUUCUGUGAAAGCAUGGCAGUGCAGCUGCUCAAGUUUAAUGUGAAGCUGUCUUUGAUUGAGCCAGGGCCUGUGCACACAGAGUUUGAGUCGAAAAUGAUGGACGAUGUAGCCAAGAUGGAGUUUCCCGGAACAGACCCAGACACUGUCAGAUACUUCAAGGAUGUCUACAUGCCGUCUUCCAUCGAUAUCUUCGAGGCAAUGGGGCAGAUGCCAGAAGAUAUAGCUAAAUGCACUAAGAAGGUGAUCGAGUCGAGCAGCCCUCGGUUCAGGAACCUCACCAACAGCCUGUACACACCCAUCGUGGCCAUGAAGUACGCGGACGAGACUGGCGGUCUGUCUGUACACACCUUCUACAACCUGCUGUUCAAUUUCGGCUCCCUGAUGCACAUCACCAUGAGCAUCCUCAAAUGCCUGACCUGCAGUUGCCUGCGCAGACGCACCAUCUCACCCGACUGAAGGGGGCAGCAGUGAGACAAAGACAGAAUCAUACCAUAUACCCCAGAAUGUCCAGAUUAACGUAUGGGCCUUGAUGAACAGAGCGGCACACGUGAACACAUUCAAAUAUGUAUUCAUGUAUCCAGGGGUUCCUCAGACGAUGCCUUAGAACAGUGGCUUCAGUUCUAAGUUCCCAGCCCCAUAGACUUUUCUGUUUUCUCUGCUCUGACACACCUGAUCUAACUUAUCAACUAAUAAUCAAGCCAUUUGCGAAUCAGGCAGGUUGGUACAGAGUAAUGAUGCACUCUAGGUGGGACACAAGAUUAGAGCGGGGCAAUGUCACCUUAAAGAAAUAGGUUACUGCCAUAGCAGAAAGUGUUAAAGAAGAGUGGGUCAGUAGUAAAUUAUUGCGUUAUUUAUGAUGACCGAGACACAGGAAUGCAGUCUGGAAUCUGGAAAUGUAACAGGAGGAAAACAGACAGUCUGAAAAAGCUAAUCUAACAUAUAAGAUUAAAUCUCAAUACUUACUGCCUGUAAUUAUCGGCCUACGCUAAUGAUUUCGGUGAAUUCUAUUGUGAAGCUCUCUUAAAGCUUUUCUUGAUAUUUUGCCAUUUCUGAAUUAUUAUUCUCUGCCUACGCUGUGCAUUUUUAAAUUAAUGUGAAUAUCUAGGUUAUAAUGUGAUCUCCUUCUAAAGGAGACUUGAUUUUAAAAUAAAACAUUGCGAUUUGACAAGA
Colossoma macropomum (tambaqui) is the source of this 1879-nucleotide messenger RNA. It is a transcript of the gene rdh8a, whose product is annotated as retinol dehydrogenase 8a. Gene Ontology annotation, biological process: estrogen biosynthetic process. The transcript is spliced from 6 exons. The record is from RefSeq and is a predicted model, not a curated record. Bases 212 to 1165 code for a protein of 317 amino acids. Lineage: Eukaryota; Metazoa; Chordata; Actinopteri; Characiformes; Serrasalmidae. Gene Ontology annotation, molecular function: estradiol 17-beta-dehydrogenase [NAD(P)+] activity. Gene Ontology annotation, cellular component: cytoplasm.